Molecule: messenger RNA, 963 nt
Organism: Morchella importuna
Lineage: Eukaryota; Fungi; Ascomycota; Pezizomycetes; Pezizales; Morchellaceae
Exons: 1
Coding region: 1-963 (320 amino acids)
Source: RefSeq, a predicted model, not a curated record
AUGAGCACCAACCCCCCCCCCCAGCUGGCAGGCCACCCCCUCCCAGAAUACCUCCAAGCAAAGGCAGCCUUCGCCGCCCCCCUACUCCACCUAGUGGACAAGCAUAAGCUCCUCAGCAAAAUGGGCCUAGAGGAUAAGUCCCCUGCCACUGAUGACCUCCUACAACACAUCGCCUCCGCCUUCCACACCCAAGACCCCGGGUUGAACCCGGUCAAAGCCAUCAUCUCCCUCCUCCUGAGCCUCUCAACCCAAAUCGAGAAACUCACUACAGAGGUCCACACCCUAUCCGCGAGACACACCGCCGACGUUACCCUCCUCAACUCACGCAUCAACAACUGCACCCCUCAGCACUCCCCAGCCCCCGCCCCCCAGGCCCGCCCUCCCGCUCAACGACAACCUACCCACCAGUCCCGCCAGCCCUCACGCCCCGCCCCGGCCGUCCCUCCCCCCCAAAGCCCUAUAACCGAAGGAGCAGAGCCCUACCUCAACGACCCCAUCGAAACCAUCGACCAAAAUGGCAACAGACGCCUCCUCACCUAUGCCGAGAAACUCAAACAACACCAGACCAACUCCCGCCCCGCCGCCCCCUCCCCCGCCACUCGGAACGCAGGCCCCCGCAAAACCACAGCUCCUCAACCAGCAACAAACCUCCCCGCCGCCCAACGCCGAUUCUUCGCAACCAGAUCCAACCCCGCCCCCUUCCCGAACCAUCAACAACUCGAAGCGAGACUCCCCUCCGACUUCGGAAGGGUCCUAGCCAACGCAGGCCUCACCCACCCACACACCGCCCUACAAGUCCAGGUCAACCGUAAUGGCACAAUUACCUGCACCGCCUCCCCCUCCACCCCUGCCAAAGACAUCGCUCCCUACUUCCCCGGUCUCCUAGCAGUCCUGAACCUCACCUGCAGUGCUACCGAUAACCCGCUCAACGAUUUCCAGCUCGCACCAACCAACGUCGACUAA